UAGCCACACCCGUUACAAUGCCGCGACUUUUGCCUCUUCUGCCGCGUCCAAUCAUCAUCCCAGCUUUUCAAUGCCAUCUUGGGUUUGUUGACCUGGAUUCCUCCCUCAUCCCUCAUCCUCAUCCCUCAUCCCCCUCCCCAUCUUUGCCUUCUCCUCCACAACUUCCGCCUUUGGUCUUCUUCUCCUCAAAGCCUUUCUUCCCCUUCCUUUUCAUUUUAUUUCAUUUUAUUUCCCCUCCCCGUUUCUUCUCUUCCCCUCUGCCCUCGUCCUUUCCUCCCCCUCCCCCUUUUCUUCCAUUUUCUCUAUUUUUUUUUAUUGCUUGGGCUUUGCAGGAUCCAACCACCCCGCGAUACCUAGCUGUCGUACUCUAUUAUAUCAAUCUCCCGGAGAGUUCAUACCCUAAUUUGCCCUCCCCAUUCCCUAUUAUCCCCGCGUUGGCCCUGUCCUUCACCACCCGAAUCCGGCUCCACUACCAACAAUGGUACAGCCCUUUAGAUCUCUAAACAUCAGUGUUCGCUUUUUCCCCAACUUUCGUCGACAACCUUCCAAAGAUGUCGCUGAUUCUGACCCGCCGUCGUAUCAAAUGGAAGAUUCCCCUCGCUCCCAUCGUGCCCCUCCGCCCCCUCAGCCCAGGACGCGUUUCAGAAUCCGCUACUUGUUGAAUCAUGUAGCUGCCUUGUGUUUGAGCGGUAUGAUGAUUGUGGUCAUGGUUCUACUAUUACGAAGGUACGAAAAUAAACCAGCUCCGGACUGGAAGACUGUCACGAUAAACUCGGCCUUGUCGUGGUUGGGGGUUUUCGGGAAACUUCCUUUGAUGAUGGUUGUUGCGGAAUGUAUUGGUCAGAUGAAGUGGAUCCUUUUCGGGAAAGAGAGGAGGAAACUCUCGGACCUGGACUUGAUUGACGGGGCCUCAAGAGACCCGUUGGGCGCACUGAACUGGUUGCUCAGGUUUCGCGGAGGGUAAAUCCGUAUUUCCAUCAAGUUUUUUGAGACGAGUACUAAUAUUUUUUUUACUUCCUUGUUUCAGGUUUCUUGUCCAUCUGGGUGCUGCGUUUGUCCUUGCAUCCAUCGGCUUUGAUCCAGCUGUCCAGCAACUCGUAUCUUAUGAACCACGCUCGGUCGUAGACACAACACAAACAGCGACUGUCUCUAGCAACACUAAUUACAGCCCUGUCCGUGGCUUCGAUAACGGUCUAAUCCUUGCUGUCCCUCGUGCUCUUCUUUGGGGAGCACAAUCCAGCGUCUUUGGGGCUCCGAUUCAACCGUCGUGGGAUUGUCCUUCAGGGAACUGUGAAUAUCCUGAAACGGUAUCGGUUGGUGUGUGCCAAGUUUGCACAGACAUCACUGCCCAAAUCGACCGAAACUGUACAGAUUUGAGCGCCCAGCAGUCCUUCUGCCGCGGCAAGCAGUGUUUCACGUCAGGCCGGUUAUGCACUUAUACCUUCAAUAAUGCGUCGGUCGGCGGUGGUCAAACAUUCAUCGAUAUUCGUGCCAAUUCAGGAAAGUCUACUAAGGAUAAUAGCACAGUCUCCAUACCUUCUAGGCGUAUUGAGAUGACUGCCCUCUACAUCCAGCCAGACGAGGCAUCAAAAUCAACACAAUCGCUUCCCGUUGCGCCAGGCUUCGUCCCAGCCGGCGGCUCUCACGUUGCCCGUGCUUUCUCUUGUGGUGUCUCAUUCUGCCAGCAGACUUUCCGCGCGUCUGUCGUCAAUGGCAAAUAUUUAGAAACCUCAAUCUCAGCAUCUCAAGUCCCCGCCUACUUGCUCCCGAUCCCAAAUCUUGAAAACAUCAACGAUACACUUCUCAAUGCACCAUUUGCUGUUGCUCAAGACAAGAAAACUAAUGUAUCCACCGCCGCCCUGUUCGCCAUGGGUGAAGGGCUCACUCUUUCCCUCACUGGCGCUGCCUCAGUUAUCACCGGCACACCAUCCUCGGGAGACCAAAUCAGCGAAUUCCAUAGAGGACUUUACGAGAACCUCCUAAACAAAGACUUUUCGACAAUCAUGUCCGAAAUGGCGCUCUCAAUGAGUCAUGCCAUUCGGAGCGAUAGCAAAGAAUCUGUUAAGGGCCAGGUUAAAAUUCAAGUCAACCAUGUCAGGGUUCACUGGAGGUGGAUUGCUUGGCCAGCCUCAAUGACGCUACUAGCCCUCAUUUUCGUCGUUAGCGUUACAAUCAAAUGUUACUCCAGGGACGCGAUGGUUGGCUGGCUAGGCCACAGCCAAAUCGCGGCCCUUUUCCUCGGCCUCGAGCCGGAGAUGCGCACAGACGUAGACGGUAGCGGUGUUGCUGGAGGUCGCAGUGAAACUGCAAAUGUCCGUGGCUUUGCGGAGAAGAUCAAAUUACGUCUAGGUGUAGUGAGGGUCCAUGGAGGGGAGGCUAUUAGAGUGAAAUUCUGUAGAAGAGGCGGUUGGUAGGCGAUGUUUUUAGAUUGAAAAAACGAAAGUCUUAUGUGUCACGGUCUUUUCACUCUUUUUUCUAUUUGGGGGGUGUAUAUUUUUGUAUAUAGAUCUUUUCCUGCUUGAUCGGAUUUUAUGAGGGUUAUAUGGGCUAUUUGGGAGUUUGCCGGAGGUUUAAUUGUAACUGGGUAGGUUAACAUACGAGUUGCACGGGCAGCAGUUAUCAAAUGUAGCAUUUAUAAAUUUACAAUUAUCUACUCCGAGCUGACCCUUUGAAGUUUUCUUGUGACAGUUGAGAUUGACUCUCAUAAGCUAGAUCCUAUCAGACAGUACUCGUAGUACUUUACUAGAGUUUCCUCCCACAUUGAAGUACCAAACUCCCCUGGCCUGCUAUGUAUGAUACCUAGUGAUACCGAGAUAAGGUGGAACCCCCACGGUUGGCGCAAAAACCGCGCGGUAAACCAUGGGCCAUCAUCCGUAACUGAGCCGCCCUGGGCAUUCGCGGUUUAAGAAAUGUGUAUCUCCGGUUUUAUUUCGAAGUUCGUCAGCCAACGUAGAGUCACUAUCAGUCUCGAUUUUUUUUCCAGUGCUUUUUAUUUUCUUCCCCUUCCUUUCCACCCGCCGGUUCCCUCUGGCGCUUGUGAUGGGGGAACCCCUAAAACCAUGGAACAUCACUCGUGCAGGACCAGAUUCUUUGCCAGAACACACUAGCAAGGUUCGACAAUCGCAGUAUGAUACGAGCAGUGCUAUCGCCAUUCACGAAU
Tuber aestivum (summer truffle) is the source of this 3160-nucleotide messenger RNA. Lineage: Eukaryota; Fungi; Ascomycota; Pezizomycetes; Pezizales; Tuberaceae. The record is from the annotation of a GenBank genome assembly.